Diversispora eburnea is the source of this 333-nucleotide messenger RNA. The record is from the annotation of a GenBank genome assembly. Lineage: Eukaryota; Fungi; Glomeromycota; Glomeromycetes; Diversisporales; Diversisporaceae.
AUGACGCGUCUCAAAGAUUUUGAUGAUAGACAAGAAGAAAAAGGACAUGAACAAGAAGAAAUACCUUACGAACCAUUUGAUGAGGAACUUAAAAUUGAUUUCGAAUUUUUAAAACAACAACAACUUCCUAAUGCCGAAUCUUAUGAAUUUGAUAAUAUUAAAUUUAAAGAACCAUCAUUUCCUGAGAUUGAUCCACGUGAAUAUCAAAGUAGAGAGGUUAUGAAUGAAUAUGAAUUAUUUGGAUUUGAUCAUUUGAUCUUUAAAGAUUUUGAUCAUGAUGAUGAUUUCGAAUUCAAAACUGCCUUUGAAGAUUUUCAAUUUUCUAUUCCAUAA